CGAAUAACACGUAUUUCGUAUAGUCCGGCACGAGAGGUUCAAGAGGAGACAAAGUGAAAAAGAUCGGUGAAAAGGAAAAAAAAAUUGUCAGUGUCGAUGAGUCCGGAUGGUGGUAAACCGGUCUGAGAAUGAAGGCGAUUGGCGGGAUUCUGGCGUGCGUGCUAUUGGUAGCGGUAAUCGCAAAAAAUGUAAUUGCAACGAGUGCCGCGAAUAUUAAAUUUACAACGGGACAAAAUAACAAAAUCGUACAAUUCAAUACUACGAGGCUAGAAUUGAUUCCGGAACCAUCACCGCUGAAUGUUGAAGACUCUCGAGAUAUACUGGAUACCGUAUUUGAAAACAAAAAUGAUCAAGACAUUGGGAGAUUUAAAGAGGCUCGGACUUUUGGAAAAAUUCGAAGAUUGCAGUUCAUGUUGAUGCCGAUGAUAUACAAAAUGGGAGUAAUGAUGACAAUGUUGAUGGUGCUAACAGCAAUCUCAGUAAAGGGACUUUUCGUUGGCAUUAUACUGUUGAUACUUAAACUCAGCAGUUUUCUAGCGAAAUUUUAUUCCGGCUCGCACGCAUCAUCGCAACCAAUUCACCUACACAUUCACAAUAGUUCUCCAUACGUUCAACCGCAAAUGUAUCAUAAUUGGGUACCGUCGAGUGGUCCCGAGGAUCAUUAUUAUUGAAAGAGAGAUAAAUCAUACGUAAAAAUAUUUUUCCGUUUCUUUUUUCUCCGAAUUAUGAAAAUUUUAUUAACAAGUCAUAACAAAAAGAAGAUUUUAACAAAAAUCAAUAGUACUCGAAAAAAAAUCUGUAUUAUUUGUAUAAGUUAUUAGAUAAUUCUUUUUUCAUUUAUUAAUUUUUAUUCGGAUAUUUUUAUUAAUACCCGAUGAAUCUAUGGAUUAUAAUAUUUAUCACAGCCGCUAUUCAGACUAUUUUUUGCAAAACUUUAUCUGUAUAUAUUUCGUUUGAAAUCACUCUUUCUAUUUUCAUGUGUAAAUGUAAGAACUACUUUUAUGGAUAUACCAAAGGAAUCUAACUUAUUAAGACCGCAGAGGCGAAUAAUUAAUAUAUGAAUUUUCUUUUCUAGAAGAAAUACGAGUAGCGUUUUCAUAUAACGCAAUAAGCAUUUGAUUCUUAAUAAUUUAUUGAUAAUUUAUAGCAAAAUAAAUUCUUUUUACGCACAUACACAUGUAUUUAAAAUGUGCCACAUGUGAUAAAUCUUCAAAAUUCGUCAAUAUCCAAUGCACAUUGCAUGGCGAAUUAAAAAAUGUAACCAUCAAACAGUGAUUUGAUAUAAAAGGUACUAAUUUAAUUAUAAGAAAUCAUAAAAAAUAUUUAUAAUUUAGAAUCAAAUUUUUCUAUACAUAUACCAAAACAAAAAAUAUUUAUAUGUUUAAGAAUUAAAACCGCAUACCUCACAUGUUACCAGUAAAGAUAUAUUUAUUGGUCACUUUGU
This is a messenger RNA of Cataglyphis hispanica, 1444 nucleotides long. RefSeq lists its product as uncharacterized. The transcript has 3 exons. The record is from RefSeq and is a predicted model, not a curated record. The coding region runs from base 129 to 671 and encodes 180 amino acids. Lineage: Eukaryota; Metazoa; Arthropoda; Insecta; Hymenoptera; Formicidae.